UUUUUUUUUAAAAAAAAAAAAAAUGAAAAAAAAAUUUUUUUUCUAGAAAGAGCAUGUACCCCAACGAGUCUGCGCUAUGUGGCCAUUGGUAUUAUCUGGGAUAGUUUCGCAAGUGGAAUCUUUUUUUCUCUAUUUUUCGUUUUCUAUUUUUCUUUCUUUAUUUUUCCUUUCUUUCCUUUUUCAUAAUAAAAGAGAAAAGGAAAAAAGGAGAGAGAGGGAAGCCAUCCGCUCCCAUUUACCUUUCGUUGUGCUAAUUCUGAUCAGGGUAAUAUCUAAGUAUGCCCCUCAAGACUGGGUAUGUUUGGACAACGAAUAUGGUAAGUAGGACGCAAUAAUUGAG
Molecule: messenger RNA, 340 nt
Organism: Aspergillus alliaceus
Lineage: Eukaryota; Fungi; Ascomycota; Eurotiomycetes; Eurotiales; Aspergillaceae
Exons: 1
Source: RefSeq, a predicted model, not a curated record